Messenger RNA from Penicillium expansum, 1569 nucleotides. RefSeq names its product Major facilitator superfamily domain, general substrate transporter. Gene Ontology annotation, molecular function: transmembrane transporter activity. Gene Ontology annotation, biological process: transmembrane transport. Bases 1 to 1569 code for a protein of 522 amino acids. Gene Ontology annotation, cellular component: membrane. The record is from RefSeq and is a predicted model, not a curated record. Lineage: Eukaryota; Fungi; Ascomycota; Eurotiomycetes; Eurotiales; Aspergillaceae. The transcript is spliced from 4 exons.
AUGGACACUCACGAUAUUGAAUCUGUUGCGGACUCAAAGUCUGUAAAUCUAAAAGCCGACUCGGACAGGUCAGGGCCGGGGAUGGUGGAAGAAGGUGUGAUGGUGACUUUGACGAAUGAAGAGAACCUUAACAUCAGAAGAAAGACUGAUAAAACGAUUCUGACGAUCCUUACUUGGGUCUACUUCCUGCAGGUCUUGGACAAGGGCGUCCUAGGAACUGCUUCAAUUUUCAAUCUCCAGGAGGACACGGGUCUCGUCGGAAGCCAGUAUUCUCUUGUUUCGUCAAUUGCCCCUAUCGCGCAGCUAGCGUGGCAGCCAUUCUCGGCAUGGCUCAUUGUGAAGGUUCCACCCCGUAUUUUGAUGCCAUCCAUGGUGCUCUGUUGGGGAAUUGCAGCAGCAAGUACUGCAGCAUGCCACAGCUUUGCCGGGUUGGUCACCGUUCGUUUCUUCCUGGGUCUCUUCGAGGCCGGGUGCAUGCCACUCUUUACCAUUCUCACUGGGCAAUGGUAUCGUCGCGUCGAGCAACCGCUUCGAGUUUCGAUUUGGAAUUCAAUGAACGGAACAGCGACUAUGGUAGCUUCUGCCUUGUCGUAUGGCCUUGGUCAUAUCCCCUCAGAUGUGUUGAGGCCGUGGCAAAUAAUCUUCCUUGUUGUUGGAUUGAUCACUAUUGUCAGCGCGCCCGUGAUUUAUUGGAAACUUGACAACGACAUCACGACCGCCCGCUUUCUCACAGAACACGAACGAAGACAAGGUGUGGAACGCCUGCGGGCAAAUCAAACCGGUUCCGCUUCCUACAACUUCGACUGGUCCCAGGUUCUCGAGGUUGCCAUGGAACCUAAGAGUUGGCUUUGGGUUAUCAUGGCCUUGCUGCCAAACAUGGGAUCAGCGAUGACGAGCACUUUCGGUCCUCUUAUUGUCAAAGGUUUCGGCUUUGACGCCUACCAAACUUCAUUGCUCAACAUACCUUUUGGCGCUAUGCAAACGAUCGUCAUCGUCGGCAGUUGCUGGGCCUCUUACAAGCUGAAGCUAAAAUCCGCCGUUCUAAUUGGUUUCAUGCUCCCGGUAGUGACAGGCAUCGCAAUGCUCUACGCGCUCCCACACCAAAAGUCCAACCAAGGACCGCUUCUACUUGCCUAUUAUCUUUGUGCCUUUUUGUUUGCUGCCAACCCGCUCCUUUUAUCGUGGGUCGUGGGAAACACUGCUGGCGCCGCCAAGACAUCAACCACGCUGGCCCUUUACCAGGCUGGUACGUCCGCUGGAGCCCUCUCCGGUCCGCUUCUAUUCACUGCUGAACAAGCUCCAACCUAUCUUCCCGGAAUCCGGGCUGUUCUUGGGCUCUUUAUUGCUUUGGUCGGCUGUGUGAUCCUCCAAGUCCUCAAUCUAGCCUUUUUGAACAAGCAGCACAGAAAGAGAAGAGUCAGCAAUGGAAAAACUGCGGACAUCCAAGAUAGAUCGAUGACCCACGGGUUUGAGACGGACGGGAAAGUGCAGGGGCCAGUUUCAACUGAUGCAGCACCAUUUGUGGAUUUGACUGACAGGAAGAAUGACGAGUUUGUGUACAUCUAUUGA